Messenger RNA from Closterium sp. Yama58-4, 519 nucleotides. NCBI's taxonomy places the organism in Eukaryota, Viridiplantae, Streptophyta, Zygnematophyceae, Desmidiales, Closteriaceae. The record is from the annotation of a GenBank genome assembly.
AUGUUGGGGGGUUGUUGGGUAGUUGUGGGGGAGUUCACAAGAGCCGCGGCAGAGACUGCAGUCGCGGCCGUCGCAACUGCUGCAGCAGCCGCCGCCGCCUCUCCUGCCGCGGCCGCCGCUGCAUCUACAGCAGCUGCAGCCGCCGCAUCUACUGCAACAGCCGCCGCUGCAGCUACAGCAGCAGCAGCCGCCGCAUCUUCUGCAGCAGCCGCCGCUGCAUCCACAGCAGCAGCAGCCGCCGCAUCUUCUGCAGCAGCCGCCGCUGCAUCUACAGCAGCAGCAGCCGCCGCGCCUUCUGCAGCAGCCGCCACUGCAUCUACAGCAGCAGCAGCUGCCGCAUCAUCUACAGCAGCGGCCGCCGCAGCUACAGCAGAAUCAGCCGCCGCUGCCUCUGCAGCAGCAGCCGCCGCCGACCCAGCAGCAGCAGCCGUAGCCGAACCUGCAGCAUCUGCCGCCGCUGUCUCGACUGCCCCGGCCCUGCCUUGCCCUACUGCUACUGUCACUGCCACUGAAAUUUGA